AUGCCAGUCAGGCACAAAAAUCGGAACCGUGCUCCUUCGGGAGGGAAGGGAAAAGGAAAGAAGGGAUCCGGAAAGAAAGCGUCUCAGAAGAAGAUAGCAGAGGAAAAGGGAACUUUCCAAGAGCUUUCAUCUUUGCCUGAACAGGUGCACCCUUCGCAGGCGAGCGAGGCGGUGAUUGGCUUUGCAAAGUGCCUGAGUGAACUUGACCUUCAGCAAGAGAAGUUGUCCAGCAACAAAUGCCUACUGCUUCAGCAAUCUUCCUCUUCUCCCUCCCUCUCCUCCACCGCCACAGAUUCAGAUCAGAUCACAAGCAGCGACUUUGAGUCUGGUUCAAUGAGUGACAAAGACAAUUUCACCGACAAGCAGCAGGGAGUCUCAGCAGUCGAGGAGCCAAAGUCUCGCUCCGAUGCUGUCACUCUACUGCGUUCUCGGACAGUCUCUCGUUCCUCUUCAAGCGAGGCGUCUGCCCUGGCGGACUCAUCGCUUCAGUCGAAGGCACAGGGUUCUGCAGGCGAUGAUCUCCAAUCGGCCACUGCACCUCAGACUCAGGUGACUGCCUCAGAACCUGCUACCUCUUCAAAGAAAGGAAAGAAGAAGAAGAGUAAGAAAUACAAAAAGGUCGAUCUUGCGUCGAUCGCGCCCGAUGCUGCCCAUAGAAGAUCAUCCCGCACGCCCAGUAGUCAGCCAAGCGCAGAAAUUCCAGAAUCUCAGCCCCCAAAGAAGGGAGGUGAUAUCUGCGAUACUGCUUCAUCCUCAGUGCUGAAAGAGACCCCUCAGAGAGUUGACAUACCUCCAAGCGCAAGAGAAACCAAGACUGUUGACUAUUCUGCGGCCGUCAAGGAGACUAAUUAUCACGACAAACACGCCGCGCAGGCCGAAAAGAACCCUCAGACCAAGAGUGCCCAGGCUAAAGAGGCAGUGAAUGCAAACGAAGACAAAGAAGCCCACGAGGUGCCAGCUAGACGGUCUAAAUCUUCAAAGUCGGACAAGAAAGGAAAACGGCGCGUUGCCAGGGUCGAUCCGGUCACCGGAGACGAGAUCCCAGAAGAUGCCCAAGGGAGCUCUUCUUUCCCAGCGAGCAACACACCCAUUGCUGACAUUGAAGAGGGAAUGAAGGGCAUCACUCUAGAUUCCAGCACUAAUGAGUCCUCGGCAACCUCAUCAGCAAUCUCAACUCCGCCUUCUCGCCCAGGCCAGUCCUCGCGCAGGACCAGCAGUAUUCACAGAGAGAAGCUGUCCCCUAUCCAGGAAGCAGCAGGAGACAUUGAUGCCGACACCAAGAACCUUACUUCAGAAGCACGCAGCCUUCUGACAAGUACGCCCAAAUCGUCCACCACUGCCUGGAGCAGUUUCGGACCACAGGCCACAUCUCAAAGCGAAGGAUCUACCGCUGAAUCCACUGAGACUGGAAACAGACGCCAGGAAGUCUCUGUCAAAUCUCCUAGGCACACUCACCCUGGGUCGCCGGCUGGAGGCGAGCAAUCCACUCUGGCAGCAGCAAGCUCUCAAGGAAGUGUCUCGACACAGAAGCCCGAGGGUUUCUUCUGGCAGCUAGAUAGUCAUGGUUUCCCUUGUGCAAAGCAUGGAUGCGAUAAACGCUGCAACUUGUGGGAUGGAGCAACCGUGAUUUGUCCUGGCUGCGGCCCCUACUCCGAGGUUCACUACUGUUGCAAAGAGCACAUGUUCGAAGAUGUCAAAUAUCAUUGGAUGUACUGCGGACAGAUGACCUUCGUGCACCCCUGCCGGGAAUCGUCAAUUCCUCGUCAGGUGAGAGAAGGUCCCAUUAUGAUACCAUGUAUCCAUCCCUACGACGCACCCGAACGUCAUCGUCAGGCGGUACGUUUCAGCGCCGACACCCGCGCAGGAGAUUACUUCAUAUUCUCAGAUUGGGUGGAUUACGUUGAAGCUGGGUUCCCCGAGAACACCUUGGAUGUACGCUGCCCUCAUAGGGUGCUGUACGCGAUCAAAUUUGACGACCCUGUGGAGAAGGAUCGCUUCCGUCGGGUUCUCGCCAUCUGCCUCUUCAUGACGCUCGACGUCCACGAACUGGUGGAUUUUCUCUUCCGACUGAUCCGAGAUAAACUGCGCGCAGAUGGCAGGGACCAAGAGUUGGAGGUUUCGCUCAAAUAUCAAUUCCAGACUGAAUUCAACGUGACCAUACAAGAGACAAUCACUGGGACCAGACACGCCUGCGAUACGGACUGGAAUGGAAAGAACCGUCGCAAUUGUCCCGACGCGGGAUGUCGGUCUGAAUUCCGUCGUCUGCUGGGGACUCCCCCCGGUAGAGGUCUCGGUCAGAUGGUCGACCAUCUCGAGGGGACGUACUGGAUCCUACGAACCGCGAGGACGACCCACCCUAGCGUUACCAACAUCGCUGCGCGCAUGCGCGGGGAGGGGUUCGACCAAGUGGCCGAUGAGGACCAGCGAGACUUCCGUCGUGGAGAUGAAUGGGAUGGUGCCGGUAGUGGCGAAAGGGAGAUCGAGGGCAUCAAUGCCUAA
Messenger RNA from Aspergillus affinis, 2499 nucleotides. RefSeq lists its product as uncharacterized. The transcript has 3 exons. Bases 1 to 2499 code for a protein of 832 amino acids. NCBI's taxonomy places the organism in Eukaryota, Fungi, Ascomycota, Eurotiomycetes, Eurotiales, Aspergillaceae. The record is from RefSeq and is a predicted model, not a curated record.